UAACACUCUGAACAUGGACAACGCAUGUCAGCCAAAAAUGACCGAAGCUGUGUGUAUCAGCGGAUACAUUCACGAUGUUUCUCCGGUAAAAACGUCGAAACGAAACAAUAAAUAUUUCAAUGCUGUUUGUCAAAAUGGAAGAGAUGAGUACCAUGACAUAGUCGUCUUCACCGCCGACAAACAUGGAACAUUCACCUCAGCAGCGGGAAAUAAAACGGCUAUUAAAAUGAACAACGUGAAAAGAGAACUGAAAAACCAAGACUACGUCAUCAUGUGCAACCGCCAGACAACCAUAGAUGUCACAAACUUGACAUUCGAAUAUAGGAAAAACAAGAUGACGACACAACUGACCAUAGCUCAAUUAAAAGAAAUGGAUUCACAUCAGAUGAUACCAAGGCUAUCUGCACAUGUUUGCCAUGUUAACACCUGCACAGAGAUCAUCCAGAACAACAAUAACGACUGUGAAAUAAAGAAAUGUGAAAUUGCUGACCAAACAGCUACAAUACAACUUGUACUGUGGGAGUCCUACAUGGAUAAAGUUCUAAACAAAACAUCCUACAAUUUCACAGAUCUUGCCACAAGAAUGUAUAAUGGUGAAAAAUACUUGACCACAACUCGCUACACUACAGUCACUGCGUUGGACACACCAAUAGCUAACACCAUUGCACCAAACACUGCUGCCCAAGAAACUUCUCUGCUGGAAAUGACAUCAACCAUAGAAGGUGUAAAAUCAACCUGAUGAAACAGUGUCCAAAGUGUCACGCCACUCAGAAAGAUUUUCAGCCCAAAGAUCACUACCACCGAUGUCUAUCAUGCAAAUUCCUACGGAGAUCAUCCACCUACGUAACAAAAUGCAAUGGAGUGCUAACCUUGCAAACAACACAUGGCGAGCUUGAUCUGACAAUAGGAAACUCACUGCUGAACACAUUCCUCACACAAAAACAAGACAUAGCAAACAUGGAUUCCCAAGACAUGGAAGAACAACUCAUUUCAUGCGGUGCAGUUCUUGUCACAUACACCGAUGACCUGCACAUAACAUCCAUACAAGAAGCUUCAAUUUGCACGCAAAGUACAAAUAUACAACCUUGCCCUGUCUCUUCUACACCCGAGAAACAAACUGAAACUCAAGAAAUGACAACGCCUCCUCCCCUGACUACAACACCCAAAAAACGUUCCAAACCUCAAGAAACAGCAACCAGUGCUGUCCUCUGUACAACACCCACAAAGCUAACCAGAAGUGAAAACCUUGCUGCCAGCCCUACCCUUACUACAUCACCCAACAAGCAAGUCAAAGAUGAAGAAAUGGAAAAGUCAACUCCCAUGACAAGUGAUGACGACAUCGCAAUAGAUGAUAUAUCACUUUUGUUCAAAGACUAAAGGUUGUAAAUUCAACAUCUUUCUACAUCCUUUCUUCAGUUUCUUAACUAUUAUGUGUGGUUCAUUACUUAAGUAGUAAUUUUCAGGUUACAUACUCGUUUGUUUAAUCUCUUAUGUUGCCCGUAAAAGUUUACAUUUUAUAACAUGUUUACAUAUUCUUAUAUGUAUGUUUAUACAUAUUUGUUCAAACCAGUUAAAUUAGAUUAUACUUUGUCUCUUUCCUUACAUUAAGAAGUUUAUAUCUACUAAUCUAAGCAAUUAAUAGCUGAACUGUUCAGUAAUCUGACAGUAAGAACUGUCUUCAUUUUACAUGCUAUUACUGAUUUGCCCUUGUGUUCCCAAAUUUGUGGGAUAUGUCUUUCAUUGACAUCUUACAUGAGUGCUUGCACAACCAAACAUGGUAAAGCUUGAAAUGAUAAUUGCAUCAUGCACUGUGCUACUGUUUGUAUCUGUACUUGUGCAAUGCAAUGAUCAUGUCAAGCACUACCAUGUUUGAUUUGGUUCAGUUCAAACAGUCAGUAAGCAGCCAAUGAAACAUAUCCUGUGAAUUUGGGAAUACAAUGGCCAAUCACAUACAUUUGAUAAUCCGGUCAACAUCACGUAAAAUGCUGGCAAUACAUGCUGGUUUUGUCACGUUCAGUGUCAACUGGUUUAAAACACUAAUUUGCUGCUGAAGAUAAUAAUAUAUGACAUAUUUACGUAUAAUUAUAUGUAUGUGUUCACUUCUACAUAUUAGUAUUUAUGUAUGUAUGUGUUCAUACAUAUUUGUUCACAA
Molecule: messenger RNA, 2152 nt
Organism: Triplophysa dalaica
Lineage: Eukaryota; Metazoa; Chordata; Actinopteri; Cypriniformes; Nemacheilidae
Exons: 3
Coding region: 14-739 (241 amino acids)
Source: RefSeq, a predicted model, not a curated record